AUGUCCAACAGCAGCUCCAUCACCCACUUCCUCCUGCUGCCAUUCCCAGGCACACGGCAGCUGCAGCUGCUGCACUUCUGCCUCUUCCUGGCCACCUACCUGGCUGCCCUCCUGGGCAACAGCCUCAUCAUUGCCACCAUAGCCUGGGACCACCACCUGCACACCCCCAUGUACUUCUUCCUCCUCAACCUCUCCCUUAUUGACAUUGGCUACAUCUCCACCACUGUCCCAAAUUCAAUGGUGAAUUCCCUAUGGGGCAUCAGGGACAUCUCCUAUGCAAGCUGUGCUGCUCAGGUCUUUUUUGUUCUCUUUUUCAUUUCAGGAGAGCUUUUUCUCCUCACCAUCAUGGCCUACGACCGCUACAUUGCCAUCUGCAGAUCCCUGCACUAUGGCACCCUGCUGGGCAGCAGAGCUUGUGCCCAGCUGGCAGCAGCUGCCUGGGCCUCUGCAGGUCUCAAUGCUCUGCUGCACACAGCCAGUACAUUUUCCCUGCCCCUCUGCCAGGGCAAUGCUGUGCACCAGUUCUUCUGUGAGACCCCCCAGCUCCUCAGGCUCUCCUGCUCCACAGCCUACCUCAGGGAGGUUUGGCUCAUUGUGGCCAGUGCCUGUUUAUUAUUUGUCUGCUUUGUGUUCAUUGUGGUGUCCUAUGUGCAGAUCUUCAGGGCAGUGCUGAGGAUGCCCUCUGAGCAGGGUCGCCACAAAGCCUUUGCCACCUGCCUCCCUCACCUGGCUGUGCUCUCCCUGUUCAUCAGCACUGGCUUCUUUGCCUACCUGAAGCCUCCUUCCAUCUCCUCCCCACCUUUGGAUGUGCUGAUGGCAGUGCUGUACUCGGUGGUCCCCCCAGCAGUGAACCCUCUCAUCUACAGCCUGAGGAACCAGGAGCUGAAGGCUGCCCUGAGGAAGGUCACAACUGGAUGGUUUCAGAAGCAAUGA
Pogoniulus pusillus (Red-fronted tinkerbird) is the source of this 933-nucleotide messenger RNA. Its product is annotated as olfactory receptor 14J1-like. Gene Ontology annotation, biological process: G protein-coupled receptor signaling pathway. Gene Ontology annotation, cellular component: membrane. Gene Ontology annotation, molecular function: odorant binding; olfactory receptor activity; G protein-coupled receptor activity. The transcript has a single exon. Bases 1 to 933 code for a protein of 310 amino acids. NCBI's taxonomy places the organism in Eukaryota, Metazoa, Chordata, Aves, Piciformes, Lybiidae. The record is from RefSeq and is a predicted model, not a curated record.